Teleopsis dalmanni is the source of this 1928-nucleotide messenger RNA. Its product is annotated as kinesin-like protein subito. Gene Ontology annotation, biological process: microtubule-based movement. The record is from RefSeq and is a predicted model, not a curated record. The coding region runs from base 165 to 1928 and encodes 587 amino acids. The transcript is spliced from 6 exons. NCBI's taxonomy places the organism in Eukaryota, Metazoa, Arthropoda, Insecta, Diptera, Diopsidae. Gene Ontology annotation, molecular function: ATP binding; ATP hydrolysis activity; microtubule binding. Gene Ontology annotation, cellular component: nucleus; microtubule; kinesin complex.
CAUUAACUGUAGACAAAGCUACCAUUUUAACCAAUAUUGUUUGGAAGCAAGUUUGUUAAUUUUCCUGGAGAAAUAAACGAUACUUAAACAAACUUAAAUUUAGUGCUUCGAAGUAUUUUUGUGUUAUUGUUUUUUAUGUUUUUGUUUGUUAUAAUAAAGAAAAAAUGUCCAGAAACGAAGACACAACUAAACGCAACGUGCUCUCGUUCAUUAAUGGACGCGAGCCAAGCAUAGAUCGCCGAUUUCGUCCAUGUCCGAAGAAUAUAUUCAAAGCAAUUGAUAUAGAUAAUAUAGAUGAAUUAGAUGAUGAUAGUAAUUCAAAUUUUGAUGAUGCUAGUACUGUAAGUGGUGACAUAUCGAAAACAAGUACUAUUGGAGAAGAUGGGGCCAUGGUGUAUCUACGACUGCGUCCUGUUAAUUCUCCUUCAUCGUCAUAUAAAAUUGCAGGCAAUGGAAAUACUCUUGUGGUGAACCCACGUUUAGAUCAAACAACGACAAGUAACAAUAAAGCAGCAAUGGAAAAACAUUUUACCUUCAGCGCAAUAUUCGAUAAUAAUGAUAGUCAAAAGGGCGUAUACAAUAAGUGUAUAGGUGACAAAAUAAAAUUGGAGGAAAGUUUCACAGUGCUGACUUAUGGUACAUCUGGUUCCGGAAAGACUUUUACACUUUUAGGCGAUGACGUUAAUCCUGGUAUUGUGCCGCGUUCCAUUGAGAAUAUUUUCACAUUAUACAAUUCCAAUAUAUAUCCGCACCCAGCAGUUAAAUUACAAAAUGCUCGCGUAGUUAUUUUAGAUGAUGAACUUUUAGCCAAGGAAAUAAUUUCAACUCGUCAAGUACUCACAGCUUGCGGAGAUAUAACCUCAGUACAUAAGCAACUCCAACAAAUCAUAUGCUCAGAUCAUAAUUUUGAAACCACAGUUUUCGAUGAUGUGUCUGUUAUGAUUUGGGUGUCAUUCGUUGAAAUUUAUAACGAAUUUGUCUAUGAUUUACUGGAAUUAUCAGCAUCUAAUCAAACAAUUACAGUGCCGUCUCGUAAGAAUCUUAAAAUUGUUAGCAACGACGGAAAAGUUUUCGUGAAAGGAUUAACACAAGUUUAUGUGAAGAAUAGCUUGGAAGCCUUAAAAUUGCUGCGCUUUGGCUUACAACGUGUCACUUACGCCUCUACUUCCAUCAAUUCAAACUCCAGCCGGUCGCAUUGUAUAUUCAUCAUUGACGUGCUAAAGUACAAUGCAUCAGGUUUGAUAACAGAAAUAUCUUAUAAAUUCUGUGACUUGGCUGGUUCUGAACGUCUUGACAAAACUGGGAAUGUUGGUUCGCGACUUAAGGAAGCACAACGUAUCAAUACAUCGUUGAUGAUUCUGGGUCGCUGUCUUGAUGCUGCUAAUAAUUUAAAUCGUAAGAAGAGUACUGAGGUUAUUCCUUACCGAGAAUCGAAACUCACGAUGUUGUUGCAAGCUCCACUGUUGGGAAAAGAGAAAAUUGCCAUGGUGGUUAAUGUUACACCCACUGAAAAAUAUUAUGAAGAAAAUUUAAAUGUUUUGGGAUUCUCUUCAAUCGCUAAGAAUAUUAUCUUCAAACCACCAAUUGUGAAGCAAAAUAACUCCAGAUUUUCAUUCUUUUUGGAAUAUUCCAAGGCCGGCAGUGCACAAAAUGCCUACAUUGAGCAAUUACUCGAAGAAAAUAUUUUGCUGCGUAGUGAUAAUGAUCGACUGAUAAACGAAGUAAAUAAUUUCCAAAUUAGGAUAAAUUCUGAACUCUUGCGGCAAGAAAAAGAAAUUCGAAAUGAACUUGUGGACUCGUUUGAAAAAACAUUGACUGCAACCAAGGAACAAGCUGAAAAUCGUUUGAAACAGGAACUUGAAUGUCAAAAACGAGUAUUUGAAUCAAAGUUGGCAAAAUCUUCUGAUGGUGAAUGUUUGGUAAUAUGA